UCUUUCAUAACACAAGAUUCUGGUGAUCGGGACCUUCUGGUGAAACACCUGCGGCUCUUUGACGUACCAGUUUUGAAUUAUACUGGCAAUGAUGGCCAGCGAAGUGAGCCUUUUGAAAUUUCUGAAGAUAUGUGUGCUCUUGGCAUCUAUUCCCGGCUAGAUCAAAUUUUUGAUGCUCCUGUUGCUGUGAAGGAGGUUUUGAUUGGCCAGUUUAAUCUAGAUCAUUCAUAUGUUGGAUCCAAAGAAACUGAUAAGAAUGCUGAUGAUGCCCCCAAAUUGGGAAUUAUAGAUUUAUGGACACCAGAAAAUCACUACCAUUGGUCCAAGUCUAGGUAUGGGAAUCAUGUCUCAGCAGUUGUUGCACAAGUGGAAAGCUCGCAGCUUCUAUUGAAUAAUUUGAAUCUGGGAGAAAUUGAGAAGCUGAGUUCCCAGGAAAGGAAGCUUCAAGAUUUGAUUGCUACCUUGGAGGAAAGUGUUAAAACGUUUCAGGAUGAGGAAAGAAGCUUAGUGAAUCAAGCAGCUAAUCUUCGUAAACAGUGGGAGGGCAUUAGUAUUACAGCCCAGAAUGAGAAUAGAAAACGUCAAGCAAUCAUUAGCCGAAUUGAUCAAAGGAAAGGGAUACUAAAAUCGAUGGAGGAGCAGGAUGAUAUUGAUACGGAGAUAGCAAAGCUGGCUGAUCAGGCUACAAAAUAUAACAUUCAGCGAUUCCAUAAUGCAAUGAAAAUUAAGGAUCUUCUUGUUGAUGCUGUGGGAUAUCGAAGGAGUUUUGUUGAACAACGUAUGGCUUUCAUUGAAUUUGAUGCAAAGAUUGGAGAAUUGGAGGCCAAUGUGAAACAGCAUGAGAAUUUUGCUGUGCAAGCAUCAUUGCAGUUUGAUAUCUGUAAGAAAGAGGCUGAAAAUUGUAGACAGAAGCUUACAGAUACCUUGAAGUAUGCUAAAUCAAUUGCUCGGCUUACACCUCAACUAGAGAAGGAAUUUCUUGAGAUGCCUACUACAAUUGAGGAAUUGGAAGCAGCUAUCCAAGAUACCGCUUCUCAAGCCAAUUCAAUCCUGUUUGUCAAUCAUGACAUAUUGGAACAAUAUAUGAAUCGUCAACGACAGAUAGAAGAUCUUGCAGCAAAACUUGAAGCAGACAAGGAGGAAUCUAUAAGGUGUUCAGCUCAAAUAGAUAACAUUAAGGGAAAAUGGCUUCCAUCACUGAGAAACCUUGUGUCGCAGAUAAAUGAAACCUUCACCCGUAAUUUUAGUGAGAUGGCUGUUGCGGGAGAAGUUUCACUAGAUGAGCAUGGCAUGGACUUCGAUCAAUUUGGAAUAUUUAUAAAAGUCAAAUUCAGGGAAAACGGAAAGCUUCAAGUUCUCAGUGCCCAUCAUCAAUCUGGCGGGGAACGAUCAGUUUCAACUAUUGUUUAUCUUGUAUCCCUUCAAGAUCUUACAAAUUGCCCAUUUAGAGUUGUAGAUGAGAUCAACCAAGGCAUGGACCCAAUAAAUGAAAGGAAGAUGUUCCAGCAACUAGUGAGAGCAGCAAGCAAGCCAAAUACGCCACAGUGUUUCUUGCUUACACCGAAGUUGUUACCAGAUCUGCAGUAUAGUGAGGCAUGCAGUAUCUUGAAUGUAAUGAAUGGCCCUUGGAUUGAGCAACCCUCAAAGGUCUGGACUACUGGUGAUCGAUGGGGUAUUAUCACGGGACGUGUUGGAGAGACCCAAUGUUAAAAGGUAAAACACUAGGGUGUUACGCCAUAGUGGGGGAUCUAUGCAAGCUUGCGGGGUCUGCUUAGCUUUUUUCGGAUGUAUAUUUUUUCGGAGGAAAAAAAACUUAGCAUUUGAACGAACAUGCUUUUGUUUCAUUGGUUUUUAAUGGAAAUAUGUAAUAUUGUAAAUAUCUUAUUUAUUUAUGCCGUGAUGAUAA
Molecule: messenger RNA, 1906 nt
Organism: Gastrolobium bilobum
Lineage: Eukaryota; Viridiplantae; Streptophyta; Magnoliopsida; Fabales; Fabaceae
Product: structural maintenance of chromosomes protein 5-like
Exons: 18
Biological process (GO): double-strand break repair via homologous recombination
Cellular component (GO): Smc5-Smc6 complex
Molecular function (GO): ATP binding; ATP hydrolysis activity
Source: RefSeq, a predicted model, not a curated record